Molecule: messenger RNA, 1592 nt
Organism: Pygocentrus nattereri (red-bellied piranha)
Lineage: Eukaryota; Metazoa; Chordata; Actinopteri; Characiformes; Serrasalmidae
Gene: dmtn
Product: dematin actin binding protein
Exons: 16
Coding region: 213-1403 (396 amino acids)
Biological process (GO): actin filament bundle assembly; cytoskeleton organization; lamellipodium assembly
Cellular component (GO): actin cytoskeleton; plasma membrane
Molecular function (GO): actin filament binding
Source: RefSeq, a predicted model, not a curated record
GUCGUGCCGCGCGCAGCGCUGCUCUGCAGGUGUUCAUUUCACGGGAGAACGCGUGCGGAGGCGCGUGCUCUACAGGCCGUUAACCUUCAGCGCGAGCGGGAUGCCCAGAUUAACACGGAGAACCUUCCUCGAGCUCGCAUCUGUGUUGGGGGUUUGAUCACAGAGCCGUCCAGCCCAGACGAGUAGAGAGAGUUUUACAGCGGACAGCAGUCAUGCAGAAGGCAGGAACGGCUCCAUCGUCGCGGGGUCCCAGUGCUCCUGGAUCUCCAGCAACUUCUAUAGUGGCCAGGAUGGACAAUCAGGUGAUUGGUUAUAAGGACCUGGCAGCCAUUCCUAAAGAUAAGGCCAUUCUGGAGGUGGAACGACCCGACCUGAUGGUGUACGAACCGCAUUUCAACAUUUCGGCUCUGGACCGCGCCGGCCUGUCCUACAGCAGAGAGAGAUCAAUGUCUCCUCACUCUAUCUCGCCCCCUCCAUCACCCGAGAUUUUUGCUAACAGAGAGCAGAAGGCAUGGUCUGAGCAGAGUUCUCCUGGAGGGUCCGCCAUGGGCUCUACAGUGCAGCUCCGCAAAAUCAGCACCUCCUCCAAAGGGCCCCUGCAGCACUUCCACAGGCCAGAUAACGGAACCAACAUCUACAAAAAGCCUCCCAUUUACAAGCAUGAGGGAUCGGCAGCAGCCCAUAUUAAACACAAAGAGGACGUCAUCAUUGUAUCCUCCAAAUUCCCAGCAGCCCAACCUCCAGACCCUAGCCAACCGUCGAAGAUAGAGACUGAAUACUGGCCCUGUCCACCCUCUCUGGCAAGCAUGGAGAUUGAAUGGAGGAGGAAGGCGGUGGAGCAGGGCAAAGCUUUAGAGGACGAUGAGUUUGAGGACCUGACUGAGGAUGCCAAGAAACUACAAGAACAGGAACUUAAUAAGAUCCAGUCCAACUUGGGCAAACUGAUCCUGAAGGAGGAAAUUGAGAAGUCAGUGCACUUCCGGAGGAAAACGCGCUCUCUGCCGGACAGGACACACAUGCACUUGGGUUCUGGUGCAUCCAAGUCUGCCUCUUUACCUCCUUGCAGCCGCUCAGGACUAACCCGGCUGCAGUCAGCUGACUUCACCUCUUCAGACAGCGACAAAGUCAGAACAGGCGUGCAGAACGGAGAUGCUCAGAGAGGGCGAAUGGACAGAGGAAACUCACUGCCCAGCAUUCUGGAGCAGAAGAUUUAUCCCUAUGAAAUGCUCAUUGUGAACCACAGAGGGCGCUGUAAGCUUCCUCCAGGAGUGGACAGGACCAGACUUGAGAGGCAUCUGUCUCCAGAGGACUUUGAGAGUCUGUUCGGGAUGCCCAUCACAGAGUUUGACCGGCUGUCGUUGUGGAAACGGAACGAACUGAAGAAGAAAGUCUCACUUUUCUAACACAAACAUCACCUCUAAUACGGACUCUCGUUAUGACCUGCCUGGGAGACUCAAUAAACUCAAAUCUGUUACUAACACAGCUCCGUUUCAGGAUAAUCGAACAUGACAACCACCAAUAAUCAGCUUUUAACUCAACACAUAUCAGCUUGCUUACUUCUCCGUGUACAAUAAAUCAGAAUAGGAAGCUCA